AAGACACAUAUUUGGUCAAUAUGAAACUGCUGGUUGCUUUGGCUUUGGUGGGUCUCGUGGGCUCGGCGCUAGCCGAGGAGUUUGUGGCGCCCAUCGAGGUGGACUACCACAACAAGAUCGGUAUCCCCGAGGCUGCCCGCAUCAAGGCCGCUGAGGACGCCCUUGACUUCGAUGGAGGCAGGAUCGUGGGAGGCGCUGCUGCCGCGCUCGGACAAUACCCUUACCUUGGGGGUCUGGUUAUCACCCUGACCACCGGCGCAACCUCUGUUUGCGGCUCCUCUCUCAUUUCCAACACCCGCGCCGUCACCGCCGCCCAUUGCUGGCAGUCCAGCGGCGGUUCGGCCCGCUCCUUCACCGUGGUCCUUGGAUCCACCCUGCUCUUCUCCGGCGGCACCAGAGUCACCACCAGCGAUGUCUCGAUGCACGCCAGCUAUAAUAUGUGGACCCUCGUUAACGAUGUUGCUAUCAUCCGUUUCGGCUGGGUUAACUACAGCAACACCAUCCGCAAUAUCCCUCUCGCGUCCGGAACUAACCAAUUCGUCGGCACCUGGGCCUGGGCUGCUGGCUUCGGCAGAACCAGCGACACCGCCGCCAUCGGCAACAACCAGUUCCUGUCCCACGUGCAGGUACAGGUCAUCAACAACGCCGUGUGCCAGCAGACCUACGGCACCGCCACCGUCCAGGCCUCCACCAUCUGUGUGGCCACCACCGGCGGCCGCGGUACCUGCGGCGGCGACUCUGGCGGUCCUCUGGUCGCCAACAACCAGCUGAUCGGUAUCACCUCGUUCGGACACGUCAGCGGCUGCCAGCGAAACUUCCCCGCCGGCUUCGCCCGUGUCUCGGUCUUCAACGCCUGGAUCUCGUCUCAACUUUAAACGAAUGUCUUUGUAACCGAACUAUCAUAAAUAAAGUACUUAAU
Messenger RNA from Cydia splendana, 919 nucleotides. Its product is annotated as brachyurin-like. Gene Ontology annotation, biological process: proteolysis. NCBI's taxonomy places the organism in Eukaryota, Metazoa, Arthropoda, Insecta, Lepidoptera, Tortricidae. Bases 21 to 875 code for a protein of 284 amino acids. Gene Ontology annotation, molecular function: serine-type endopeptidase activity. The transcript is spliced from 5 exons. The record is from RefSeq and is a predicted model, not a curated record.